AGGUGUGUGGUGCCAACAAACGAAAGAGUCGCGUAGAGACAUCGUUGGAGUUUUGUUGUUCCCGAAGCAAACCGCUCAGCACCGCAGUCCCCCACACGCUUGUGCGCAUCGGUAUACGUCCACGCCGCGUCGAGGAGGCAGCGUCUGCUGAUUGGCUCACAUUCUUCUUCUGUUGUUUUAUUUCUUCUUCUCUUCUUGUGGUGUUGUGCGGAGAUGCGAGCGCGUGUUUGCCUCAGCGUACGGUCUGCGCUGCGCCGCCCACGCGGCCCGGCCGCCCAAACCGCUGCCCUCGUAGCCGUCAUUGCCCGCCGCACCUUCGUGGACACGCCGAUGCCGGACGAGGCCGUCGUCUCCGGCAUGUCGAUGCCCAACGUCGCGGCCCCGCCGGCCACACCGAUGGGCGACCCUUCCUCUGACUCCGCGGACGGCCUUGGCUCCUCCUACGCCUACCCGCUCGACGUGUCCAACGCGGCGUUCAAGCUGUACGGCGAGCCGAAUACCUUCGGCGCCGGCGACGCUAACCGCAUCUUCUCCUCCGCGAAGAUCCACAGCUACGAUCCAACGAUCCUCUUCAACGACCUCCGGCUGCAGGACGUGCGGAGUACAGAGGUGAACGGCACCGGCGGCUUCAGCGGUGCCGGCGGCGGCGGCAGCGGCGGCGCUGACACCGCGUCAACGGCCGCCGUCGACGCGGAAGCCGCGACCCGCCAGGCCGAAGAUGAAGCGAACAAUGCGGAAAUGCGCUCGGGGCGCAACAAGCAGGUGGCGGGUGGUGCGGCGGCCAUGGCGGCGGCCAUGCUCGACUCACGCCGCGCCGUCGACGGCAUCGCUCUUGUGCCGGGUCACCCGCUGCCGGUCGUCUUCCCGCGGCCGGACGGGCUGCCGCCGCCGCUGCGCUUUGUGAAGAAGUUCGGCCCCGGCGGCGCCCAAAAAACACGCGCCGGCAAGCGUCUUCGGCAGGCGAAGGCGGAGAGCGAGGAGGACACGGACGCGGCGAUGUACGGCGAGGUGAUGGAGAGCGAGGGCCGCGUGGAGUCCACGAGCCUGCAGCACAGCAUUGCGUGGAAGGUGCAGGUGCUCGACGAGCAUCACAAGCCCGCACCCGUGAAGCCCUUCCAGCACUUUCGCGAGGCGGCCGAUGUGCUGCCGCACCGCGUGAUGCAAGGGCUCGAGGACUCGGGUUUCUCGCGGCCGACGCUGCUACAGUCCGCCGCCAUCCCGCAGCUCAUGCGCGGACGCGACGUCGUCGGCGUAUCGCCGAACGGCAGCGGCACCACCGUCGCCUACGCCGUUCCCUCCAUCGCGGUGUUGGUGAAGGUGAAGGCGGCAGAGAAGGGCGACACGGCGGUCGCUGACAAGGCAAAGUCUUCUUCUCCGGGUGGCGACGCAGCAGCGGGAGGUUCGUCCACCGUCGCACAAGAGCAGCCGGAGGAGCCGGCGGCUGCGGUGGUGGCCCACCCCAUAGUCGUUGUGCUCUGCCCCACCCGUCAAACCGUCAUGCGCACCGCCGCCAUGUACGUCAGCCUCACCGGCGAGGACGUGCGUCUUAUCACGGCCUACCGCUCCACCGCGGAGGAGGAGGAGAAGCAGCGGGCGGCCAUUCAGAAGAAGAACGGCUGCGACGUGCUCGUGAGCACCCCCGCACGUCUGCACGCCCUCCUGCGGGAUGGUGUGGUGGAUGUGGACAACACCCACGUGAUGGCCGUCGACAAAGCAAACGAGAUCCUCGAGGCGGCCCCAACGCCGGACGGUGUGUCCAUGCGGGAGCACCUGGAAUUUGUGCUCAAGAAGACGAAGGACAACAGGGUGGCGCAUCAGCUGUCCGUCUGGUGCAGUGAGGUGGUGCCGGCGGUGGAGUCGAUGGUGCACCGCUACAUGUCCCCGCUCGCCGUGACCGUCAUGGUGACCCGCGAGGAGCACACGAACGUGAACGUGCGCCAGAUUUUGUACGCGCUGCCCAGCAAGGAGGACCGCAUCAAGGCGAUCCAGCGCCUGUACGACACACGGGCCAUCUUGAAGCGCCAUCAAGUCGUCGUCUUCUGCGCCUACCGCGAGACGGCGGAGCAGGUGGCCGCCGAUCUGAUCAAGGCGCUCGCGGCGCCGUCGUCGAUGGUGAAGUUCGUGCACAGCGGGCUGCGGGCGCGGCGACGCAACGAGGUGCUGAAGUCCUUCCAGCACGGUGACAUCCGCAUUUUGGUGGGCACCGACGUUGCCACGAAGCGGCUGGACGUGGAAGAGCUGGAGCACGUCAUCCACUACGACCUGCCGGCGUCGACGGAGAUCUAUAUGCAGCGCGUCAGCCAGGUCGGUCGAUCCGGCCGCCAAGGGACGUCGCACACGUUCCUCACCGCGGGGGAUGCGCGGGUGCCGCUCAUCGCGAAGUUUGUGGAGAAGCAGACGGGCCACGCGUUGAGUGAGGAAACUCGAGCGAUGAUCCGCGACAUCGAGGCGUCCGGCGGAGAGGACAGCUGGGACACGCCGGUGCUGCGCCUGCAGAAUCACGCCGCGUCGAACACGAAGUGGCGCGUCCGUGGCCGUCGCGAGAUGCGGCAGCAGGUGGAGUCCCUCUCGGGGUUUCUGUCCGAGUCGGACAAGAAGCCGCUGGGGACAUCGUCCUAG
Molecule: messenger RNA, 2619 nt
Organism: Leptomonas pyrrhocoris
Lineage: Eukaryota; Euglenozoa; Kinetoplastea; Trypanosomatida; Trypanosomatidae
Product: putative mitochondrial DEAD/DEAH box helicase
Exons: 1
Coding region: 214-2619 (801 amino acids)
Molecular function (GO): RNA helicase activity; RNA binding; ATP binding
Source: RefSeq, a predicted model, not a curated record